AUGUACAAAAAAGUUUGGUUAAUUGCUGGAUCUUCACUAGGUGGUGCACUGUUUCUGUUUAUUGCUUUCACCAUAAUACGACAUUUCUUGGUACGUAAUUAAUAUUAGCCCUUUCAUUCAGAACAAUUUCAGUUCUUUUUUAAAACGAAAAGAAAUCAUUGUACUGUGCAAAACUGGAUCUACUAAAGAGGUCUUUUUUAAUGGUAACAUCAUAAGCCGAUUUGCUCCAAAGUUUCAAACGUUAGAAUAACUCGGUUUAAGAUGUAAACACUUGUAAUUGGGCAUUCAGGUAGAACCAGUGGUAAACGGCAUAAAUAUAUGGUGACAGACAAUUCAGUUUCUAUAAGAGACGUUUUUGAUAAUGGCGUUGUGAUACACUAAGUCUGUUGACUCAUCACUCUUAAGUAAUGAGAGUACCAAAACAACUGAAACACACGUACAAAUUCUUGUGUUUGUUUUUUUUUUUUUAAUAAUCUGCAAUACGCUAUGGAAGUACUAGCCUGCGAAGCGCCAGACGCACGACCGGAAAUGCGUCUGGCGCUUCGCAGGCUAUGGAAGUACAGGCUUAUUGUCAAGCGUUGAUUAGGGAUGCUAACAGAUCCAGCUAUCUACACCACUGCAAGCGGUCUUCAGUAACUUUUUGUAAUAAAAACAACCUAUUGUCUGGUGGAUCCAGAGUUUUUCAAGAUAAGACUGAUGCCGGUUGUAGAAGAUACAGCUUCAAGGUUCACCGGCCAAAUUCUAAAGCCGACCGUAAGGGAAAAUUAAGAGCUGUUUGAAUAUCCAUGUAUUUCCAAAGUGACAUCCCUUUAAAGAGGGUCUCAAUGGGGUGGUGGCUUUUACGGUUAUCGGCUAAAAUUUGGGCUCUUUUACGGCUAUCGGUUAAUUUUUUUCAGUUACGGUUAAUAAAAAAGUUAAAAAUUAACUUCUUUUGUUUCAAAAGGUUAAAUAUUAAUUAACCUGUAUUUUUUGUAUCUUUAAGUCAAAAUAAAGGUCUUCGGAUCAUCUCGGGAUGAAACAAGCUAUUCUUUUGAAAAAUUUUAACAUUUUAGAGAUCAUACUUUUUAUAAAGUAUUUCACUUCUAAUAUUAUUUACACAUAGAAAUGUCAAUAGUCAAUUUAAAAAUAAUCUUUGUGAAAAAACAAAAGCGGACACGCAAACGCCCAGCUCAAGGCCAGGGCGCGACACUCAUUAUAACAAAAAUGGCCGUUUUCACACAAGAGACGGGUUAUCCGUUUGAAGAUUCGCGUCAGAUAGGUACUCUUAAUUUGAAAAUGGAAUAGUUUUAAUUUUGAAUGAACAAGCCGCCUGACUUUAUCCGUCAAUUUCGACGGACAGUUUGAAGACUCGAUUAUCCUUUCCAGAUAGCCUGUGUACAGCCGCCCCCUCGCCUCAGAAAAAAAUGGGAGAAGGGGUGUCUGUGGGGACGGCGCAUCUGUACACAGGCUAGUCUCAGAUGGAUAAUCCAUUUCUAGUUCUAGUGUGAAAACGGCCGAUAACAAAAUUCCCGUGUCCAGUGUUUUUAAUGAUAGCGAAGGACUUUACGGAACGACUGUCUUCCGUUGCCUUGUCCGUAGGCCUCAUUAUUCCGCGCGGCUAAUGCGUUUCGGGUCACGUGGUCCGAGCGAGUUCGCCAGACGCCGUACAGGGACUAGGCAUGGCAAUGUCCACCGUAGCGUCAGAGAAAAACAGGGAAAUGUUGUUUAUCGGCAACGUGUUUACAAACAGUGACAUCUCUGGGCCUUGCUUUACUAGUGUUUCCAGGGCACGACCUCCUGAAAAUCGCAAAUAUUAAUCCCCAGCAAGAAGCCACACUUUCGCUAUGGAAAAAGUUAGUUCCCCGAGAGUGGCAGAAAUGGAGCUUUUGGUCAACACCUAUAAAGCGCUUCGCCUAACGUGCGUACGGAGUCACACUAGCCGGGAAAUAAAAAACGCAACCAUAAGCCGUGAGUUUAGUACCUCCCUAAGUAGCAAAUCUAGGGAACAAUUUCUUUUACGGUUAACUCUUUUUUACUCUAUUUACGGCUAACGGUUAAAAUUUUUAAAUUUUUACGGCUAUCGACUAAAUUUUUGGCCGUUUUACGCCUAUCGGUUAACCCCAUUGAGACCCUCUUUAAAGAUAGGCCUGUUUGGGUUUGUAAACAGCCCAACCCACAGAUGAAAACACCCAGCGUUUUUUGGGUUAACAUAAUAAUAAAUUAAGUAUAAGCUGUAAAUGCCCCCUUUUUACAGGUUACUUGUUUUCCUGUCGCGUGUGGUCACCGAAAAUGCACUUUUACCGGACGAAGCUCUGAACCUCUUAGAGAUAUUCUUGUGUCUGUGGACGACAACAUUCCUUGCGAAGAAGACCUAACAGAGUUCAAAGACAAAGCUUUAGCGGUGAUGAACGACAUCAGGACUGAGCUGGAACAAAUAAUGCAGAGAACAAGAUUCCAGUUUAUCUUUUCAGGAAGUGCGGUGGAAAGAUACGGGAUCCCGUUCAUGUUGUCUUAUAAGCCCACAGAUUGUGCCUGUAAUUCAACAUGUCAGAUUAAUGCUUUACACACGGAUCUAGACGUGAUGUUUUGUUCCCUGGCAGACAAAGCAACUUUUUCUGGCGAAGGAAACAUUCUUGUCGAACCUCUCGUAACUGAUGAUUCUGGUUUCACAGGCUACGCUAAGCUAACUUCUCUCACUCCUGGCUAUCAAGGAAGCUGUGUUAGUUCAAAACUCAUCAGAGAUCAAGCCAAAGUUGCUGUAGAAAAUACGCGUGUAUCAAAUCUCCCUGGUGUGCCAUGCUGUUAUGGAAUGUCCGUGUUUACUCCUAAAAUGAAGCUACAUUGCAAGGGACCAGCGAUGAAGAUCAACAUUAAACCCCUCUUCGAGGCAGACGUAACUUUUUGCUUUCACUGUGCCGAGUGGCCUACGUUAAGUGACUGGCCUUCUCGACCGAGGUACUGGCCCAGUCUUGCUGAUACGCAAAGAAUGAUAUCACUUGGUUGUCACCUGGUGGCAAAGCCAGCACCGAGUGACGUGGACCAAAGAAGUUGGAGAUUCUCGUUCUCUUUGGCAGAAGUUGAGCUUUCCAAGCUUGUCCCAGACGUGGCAAGGAAAUGUUUUGUGGCUUUGAAAAUCAUCGUAAAGGAUCACCUUCAACCGGUUGUCCCUGAAAUUGGCCCUUACCACAUCAAAACCAUUUUUUUGAACACUCUAGAGAAGGUGCCGGUUGGUUUCUGGACAGAAGACAACAUCGAAGAGUGUUUGCUGACAUUGUUAACGGAACUUUGUGAUGCCCUGCUGUCCGUGAAAUGUCCCCAUCACUGGUUUAGUUUCGUCAAUUUAUUCAUUGACAUUGACGAAGAAGAUCUCCAGCGUCUAGCAAGGAAGGUAGAAAGAAUAAUUAAAGACCCGGCUCCUUUCAUUUUUGACGAUGGUUGUCGUUGUCUGUCCCCAUGUUGUUUCCGUGUGCCUCAGUAUAAUUUCACUCGCCGAAGUAGUCAACAGUUUCUUGUCGACUACGACGAGAUUACCAUAUCUGUAGACGGGAAUAUGAUCCCAAGAGAAGUCCAGCAAAAUAACUCUCCCAAUCAAUUGCCAGCAUCUUCUUCCGUGAUGCCAUGGGCACAAAUCAUUUCAGAAAGUUCUCUAGGAUCAAUUUCAAGACCUGAUGGACCUGUGGUAACUCUUCCUCCAGUGCAUAAUCCCGAAAGAAGACCUGCAUCAUUUAUGGAUGAUUCAGAAAUGGAGUCGUCAAGAGAGGCAAUACCCUUGACUGUUAUUUUACCGCCCACAUAG
Messenger RNA from Porites lobata, 3775 nucleotides. The record is from the annotation of a GenBank genome assembly. Lineage: Eukaryota; Metazoa; Cnidaria; Anthozoa; Scleractinia; Poritidae.